CAGGAAAGACGGGUAAACUCAACAUUUCAAGACAAUCCUCCCAACCAUGUAUCUCGCCGUUGUAACAACAGUAGCAGCAAUUGUCCCCAUCCAAGACCAACCAAUCGAGCAAAAAUAUCCUCCCGAGGCGGACAAACCGCUCUCGAUGCGACGUUCUGUCACACUUGACGACGAUUACUUUGAACGGCGCGAGCUCCGCCUGAUCUGCACACAAAAGAUAGCCCUUGAUGACUUCCUCCCCCAAGAGAACGAGAUCAUCCCCCGCCUCUACCUUUGCGACCUCUAUACCGCCACCUGCCCCAAGGUCCACGAUCGUCUCGGCAUCACGCAUGUCCUGUCAGCAGUCCGCCGCCCGUGGUUCAGCUUUCCACCACCGGUCCAGCAUUUGAAUGUACCCAUCGAGGACACCGGGUCGGCCAAUCUGCUAGCAUAUCUCGACGCCGCAGUGGCCUGGCUGCACCGCUCGCUCUGCAGCUCCACGAGCGCGAGGGUCAUGGUACACUGCGUGUGGGGAAUGAGCAGGAGUGCCAGUAUUGUCGUUGCAUACCUCAUCGUGAAGUACCACAUGACCCUGGAUAACGCCCUUGCUUGGGUGCGGCUGAAGCGAACGGUGGUCAGGCCAAACCACGGGUUUAUGGCGCAGUUGGAGAUUUUCGAGAUGCAGACGCGCGAGCGGGAGAGGAGAAAGGCAUUCGCGAGGGCUAGGAGUGAAAAGCGGAUGUUAGUCGAGGAGUCCGCACACGUACAGCAUAUAGAAACCGCUUCAUUGCCGACGUAG
Molecule: messenger RNA, 778 nt
Organism: Gloeophyllum trabeum ATCC 11539
Lineage: Eukaryota; Fungi; Basidiomycota; Agaricomycetes; Gloeophyllales; Gloeophyllaceae
Product: phosphotyrosine protein phosphatases II
Exons: 2
Coding region: 47-778 (243 amino acids)
Biological process (GO): protein dephosphorylation; negative regulation of MAPK cascade
Cellular component (GO): cytoplasm
Molecular function (GO): MAP kinase tyrosine/serine/threonine phosphatase activity; protein tyrosine/threonine phosphatase activity
Source: RefSeq, a predicted model, not a curated record